This is a messenger RNA of Opisthorchis viverrini, 414 nucleotides long. RefSeq lists its product as hypothetical. The annotation marks the transcript as partial. The transcript has a single exon. Lineage: Eukaryota; Metazoa; Platyhelminthes; Trematoda; Opisthorchiida; Opisthorchiidae. The record is from RefSeq and is a predicted model, not a curated record. Gene Ontology annotation, molecular function: DNA binding.
AUUAAAAUAUGGUUUCAAAACCGACGAGCCAGGGAACGCAAAGAUGUAUCACAACUCGAAGCAUCAAACUCCAGUGGAACAAUCAGCUCAAAGUAUCCUCUUUCCUCAGCAUUGGACCAGAUCGAAGUUUCGUCACCGAGUUCAGUUCAGUCUUUCAGCAAGUGGCCAACUACAAACAACGAACCAUCGACAGCUUUGGUGAAACUAACCAAUCCGUAUGAAUAUGUCUUUGGGAAUGCAGACAAUGCUCCACAGGAUUUGCCUUAUCGAUUCCCUGAACGAAUGAAUCCUGCGACAUCUUCUUAUUCCCCAACCGAACAAUUAACCUAUGUCUAUCCGAACAGUUUCUCCUCAGUUCUAAUGUCACACCCAUAUAUGCUCUACUUGUCAAGCAUAUCCCCAAACACCAGAUAA